AUGACUGUAAUAGAUGCCUUUUGUAAGUGUCUUGUGGCUUCCAUAAUAUUAGCUUACUAUAAUGUCAUUUAUUGUGCAGUUGCUAAUAAAAUCACACUCAAAAUAUCAUCCAUUAACCAUACCAUCACCUCUACACUUGUUCAUCAAGGUGUUCUGCCUUGCUAUCCAAUAUCACCAGUGGUAGGCAUGACUGGCACAGAAGCCCUGGAAUUAUAUUGUGUGGCACAUCUCAGGGGCCCUCAUCUAUCCAUUCAGGCAUUCAUGAAAACUAUGAGUAAUUUACAUAGGGUAUGUUUUCUUACUCAUUCACUACCAUCACAACCAAAUCACUCUGACAGGACUCACCUGACUGGUGCCUUAAACAUGCUUGUCCUGUAUGUACUUAUACAUGUACUGACCAAUGAAGUACAGUUGACUUUCAGGAUGCUCUAUGCCAUGGAUGGCAAUGACUCAUUGAAAAGAGUUCUCCAACAAUCUUUGGAUGGUGACAACUCUCUCAGUGUAUCACCUGAACUUCCGACUGACCAGCUACUCACUAGUAACCAUCAUCUGUCACAUAACUUUGUGGACCAGUUUAUGCAAGACUCAGUGUUUGCUACAGGUGACAAGGUGAAUAACCUAGAGUCAUGUAAAGGACAGUGGAAAAAUGUGGAUGAUGUGAAGACAAGAAAAGCUUGGGGGAUAUAUGACAAAACCAGAGUCUUCAUAGCUGUCUGCUGCCAUGGUGUUUGUUUGCUUAUCACAGACAUGGUUGCAAAAUACCCCUUGGCUGAUGUUACCAAGUUCCUGAAUGUGUUUAGUAAUAAUUUGGGUGGUGGCUCCCUUAGACCUCUCAUGCACUUGCUACAUCACACUUGUCUUGUUGGCGCAUUCUAUGGACAUGCCCACAGGUGCUUGAUACAUCAAAGGUCUCAAAAUCAAGGACUGGGAGACAUGUGA
Suillus paluster is the source of this 939-nucleotide messenger RNA. RefSeq lists its product as uncharacterized. The coding region runs from base 1 to 939 and encodes 312 amino acids. Lineage: Eukaryota; Fungi; Basidiomycota; Agaricomycetes; Boletales; Suillaceae. The transcript has 5 exons. The record is from RefSeq and is a predicted model, not a curated record.